GAUCAAGAGUUAAGUUAACAUGUAAUUUGUACCCUGCACAACAUGAAAACUUGCAGUUACCUUAAACACUUGGCCUAUGAGGUGACAUAUGUGCCUGAAUUCACAUUUGUUGAUGACAAGGUAAAGGAUAAUGUUCGAAUUGUGAUAUAAUACCAUUCAUGUGUCAUUUAUUCAAUGACUUAAGCGGUCUAGAUUGUAAAUUGUGGGUGCAAUUGCUACCACAUCAUAAAACUACACAUUGAUAUUCUCCAAUUUGUUGUUUUUUCAUCUUUCUUCAAUUGACAUGAUUCUAGUUCUUUAAUCUCUCUAAGUUCAUGUUCAUUUGGACCUAUAACUUUGUAGAGUUUAAUCAUCUGAACUUGAAUGUUGAGCCUAUUUAUCGGGAUGCUUGUGGUCCUUUGUGAUGCAUGAGAACUCUCACUUAUUGUUAAGUUUUACGGAGUUCAUUUGUCCUAGAAAACAUACACCUUGAAGUUUAUUGUUUUGCAUGAGUGUGUUUCUAGUGUGGUUCAUUCAUGUUUGUUAAAGACUGCUAAUAUCAGCUUACUGCAGAUAAUUAAGCGAGAAAAUGUGAUCAGUGAGGAUCCUUUGAUGUUAAGUAACCGUUUACUCACUUCUCAUUGUUGAUGCUAUUAUUAUAGUUUAGCUCUUUAACUUGGGAAUAAAAAUUAUUCAAAUCGAUCAGGAACGAGAAGUACAGAGUAAAAGGAAAAAAUCCUGGGUUUUAUUUUUUAUUGUUAAGCGGUAAAAAACUGCCUGCAAUCUCCAGGUGAAACAUGAAUGAGGUUGCAGAUUUUGAUAAACUUAGAUUUCUAAAGUAGUUGAUUCAUAUUUGCUAGGAAGCAUAUUUAGUUUGAGGUUGCAUGUCACUUUCUUUACUGUCAUUUUAAAAAAAGGAUAUGAAGCUUCCCUUUAAAAUGUUUGUGGCGCUUUUGUACCACUGCUAAUUCAUGUCAUAAAAUAGCAGUUUUUGUCUAAAUGUGAUUUGGGAAAUUUCCCAAGCAAAGCCAAACAUGAAUCAUUCCAACUGGAACUAACCUUGCAAUAAAAUUUUUAAUAUUGCCACGAGUUCCUAAACAAUGCAUCAAUAGUUCAAUACCUUUCGGUUAUAUAUAUUUUUUUUAAGUUUAUAAUAAUAUCACAGAAAGUCCGGAUCUGAUAGAAUCAUGGGUUUGAAACUCCAAAAUAUUCCACACAUGCCAUGCAAUUCCAAUUUCCUUUGUAGACUAUUUGCAUAUUCAAAUAUUGGUUGGCUGAAUUUGAAGCAAGCAUUAUUAAUACUUAUGAGUAAUGCCCGCCUGGUUUAUUCUAAAUCUCAGCUCAAAACUUAGAAAGCAUCUCUAUAUAACUUUGUUUACAUUGAUGCAUUUUUAUAAGCAAUAAUUCAUUGAUAUUUCUUCUAUGUUUUUUAUUCUUCGAGUUUAUAAUAUAAACAGAUCCAAACAAUUGAGGCUAGAAGACAUAAACAUCAGUUUCAAACUCCUAACUCUUUCCCUGAUCAUACCAUGGAGUCCCAAUCUUACUUUCUUGUUAUUACUUCACUCAUAUUCACUCUGCUUUGGCUUGCACAGAUUUAUAAGCAGAAAAUCAAAGUGACAAGCACUGCGGUUCAUAAACUGCCACCGGGGCCAUGGAAGCUGCCUCUAAUAGGGAACCUUCAUCAAAUGGCAGCAGCAGGAUCACUUCCACACCAUUCUUUACGAGAGCUAGCCAACAAAUAUGGACCUCUGAUGCAUCUUCAACUUGGUGAAAGUUCUACAGUGGUUGUAUCAUCUCCGGAUAUGGCCAAGGAGAUAAUGAAGACACAUGGUCUUGCUUUUGCGCAGAGGCCAGAACUCCUUUCUCCCAAAAUUUUGGCCUAUGGAUCAACUGAUAUUGCCUUUGCUCCAUAUGGUGAUUACUGGAGACAGAUGAGGAAGAUAUGUACAUUGGAGCUUCUGAGCGCCAAAAGGGUUCAGUCUUUCUCCUUUAUUCGAGAAGAUGAGGUGGCUAAGCUCAUACAAUCCAUUCACUUGUCUGCAUCUGCUGGUUCACCAUUCAAUCUUUCUAAGAGUGUUUUCUCUUUGGUGAACACCUUUCUUUCAAGGGUUGUGUUUGGUAAAAAAUCUGAAUGUGAAGAUGAACUUUUGUCCUUGAUCAAGAAAGCAGUGGAACUGACUGCAGGUUUUGAUGUUGCUGAGUUGUUCCCAUCAUUUAAACCGCUUCAUCUCAUAACACGGAUGGAAGCUAAAUUGGAGAACAUGCACAAGAAGUUGGACAAGAUUUUCGACAGCAUUGUCAAUGAGCAUCAAUCAGACCAUGGAAAGGGUGAAAAUCUUGUUGAUGUUCUUCUGCGCAUGCAACAUAGUGGCAAUCUCUAUAUCCCAAUCACAGUCAACAACAUCAAAGCCGUGAUAUGGGACAUAAUCGCUGCAGGGACUGAUACAUCAGCAACUGCACUGGAGUGGGCUAUGGCAGAGCUGAUGAAAAAUCCUAGAGUGAGGGAGAAGGCACAGGCUGAAUUAAGAGAAGCUUUCAAGGGAAAGAAAACUAUUAACGAGACUGACCUAUGUAAACUUAGUUACUUGAAGUCUGUGAUCAAAGAAACCUUGAGGUUACACCCGCCUGCUCCUUUAUUGGUCCCAAGAGAGUGCAGGGAAGCAUGCAAGAUUGGUGGAUAUGAAAUACCUGUUAAGACCAAAGUGAUAGUAAAUGCAUGGGCACUUGGAAGAGAUCCCAACCAUUGGUAUGAUGCAGAGAAGUUUAUACCUGAAAGGUUUCAUGAGACAAGUGUUGAUUUUAAAGGGAAUAACUUUGAGUACAUCCCUUUUGGGGCAGGAAGGAGAAUAUGUCCAGGCAUUUUACUUGGCUUAGCUAAUAUUGAGCUUCCUCUUGCUGCAUUUCUCUACCACUUCGAUUGGGCACUCCCCAAUGGUAUGAAAUCAGAGGACUUGGAUAUGAUAGAAACUGGAGCUGCAGUAGGGAGGAAAAAUAACCUGUAUUUGAUUCCAACUCCAUAAAUAUUUCCGUUCAUCCUUAUGUCAAUGCCAAUUAAACCUCUUAUUUCCUCCUUCUUUUUCCAUUUCAUUCUUGUAAAGUUUGUCGAGUAACAUAGAGGUAGUGACAGCCACAUUUGUGCUUAAUGAAUUGAGGAUGGUUUGGUCAAUAUUUUAUUUUCAAGUACUACUAUUGGUGGAAACUAGGUGCAGAGCACCGGUGCUCCCUUAUUAAGAACCGUUCGAUCGAAGAAUCUAAUAAUAUUCUUUA
Molecule: messenger RNA, 3246 nt
Organism: Lotus japonicus
Lineage: Eukaryota; Viridiplantae; Streptophyta; Magnoliopsida; Fabales; Fabaceae
Product: cytochrome P450 71D8-like
Molecular function (GO): monooxygenase activity; iron ion binding; heme binding
Source: RefSeq, a predicted model, not a curated record